Molecule: messenger RNA, 1492 nt
Organism: Zea mays
Lineage: Eukaryota; Viridiplantae; Streptophyta; Magnoliopsida; Poales; Poaceae
Product: PP2Ac-5 - Phosphatase 2A isoform 5 belonging to family 2
Molecular function (GO): protein serine/threonine phosphatase activity
Source: RefSeq, marked provisional
CUCCCCGAUUUCCUUCCCCACUCUGUCAGUCUAGUGCCCCGCGCGCGCUCUCUCGCCGCCUCGCCGCCGGCGACGAGCUUGAGCUCGAGCUCGAGCUGGUUUCUCGUAUCGAAGACGCGGCCGCGGUAUGGAUCCCAUGAACGUAGACAACGGCGGCUGCGGCGGCCUUGACGCGCAGAUCGAGCAGCUGAUGCAGUGCCGCCCGCUCGCCGAGCAGGAGGUUAAGGCCCUGUGCGAGAAGGCCAAGGAGAUAUUGAUGGAGGAAAGCAACGUUCAGCCUGUCAAGAGUCCAGUUACAAUAUGUGGUGAUAUACAUGGACAAUUCCAUGAUCUUGUAGAGCUUUUCCGAAUUGGUGGGAAGUGUCCAGACACCAAUUACUUAUUUAUGGGGGAUUAUGUAGAUCGUGGCUACUAUUCUGUUGAGACUGUCACUCUGCUAGUAGCACUAAAAGUGAGGUACCCACAUCGAAUUACAAUCCUUCGUGGAAACCAUGAGAGUCGGCAGAUCACACAGGUGUAUGGAUUCUAUGACGAAUGUCUACGCAAGUAUGGCAAUGCAAAUGUAUGGAAGACAUUUACGGAUCUUUUUGAUUAUUUUCCUCUGACAGCUCUGGUGGAAUCUGAGAUUUUCUGCCUUCAUGGUGGCUUAUCCCCAUCAAUUGAAAAUCUUGAUAGUGUGCGCAGCUUAGAUCGAGUCCAAGAGGUUCCUCAUGAGGGACCUAUGUGCGAUCUUUUAUGGUCAGAUCCGGACGAUCGAUGUGGUUGGGGCAUAUCCCCACGUGGUGCUGGCUACACUUUUGGCCAGGACAUAUCGGAGCAGUUUAAUCACACAAACAAUCUCAAACUUGUAGCUCGGGCUCAUCAAUUAGUUAUGGAGGGAUAUAACUGGGCUCAUGAACAGAAGGUUGUCACCAUAUUCAGUGCUCCAAACUAUUGCUACCGAUGCGGCAAUAUGGCAUCCAUUUUGGAAGUUGACGACUGCAAUAGUCACACAUUCAUACAGUUUGACCCAGCCCCUAGGAGAGGCGAGCCAGAUGUGACACGAAGAACACCGGACUAUUUCCUUUGAGUUGUGGUGUUACCAAUUCCCAGCUUGUGCUGUGAUAAUCGAUGUCAACGUCUGCUGGAUCAAGGGCCAGACAGAAAUAACAGGGGAAUACCAAAGCACUAUGCGAAACUUGAGGUCCUCAUUGCCAUUGGUCAGUGCAAGAGAUGUCUGCAAUCCUGAGAGAAAGCAAUUGUGCCAAGCCAUGCCCGAGUUUCAGCCUUUUCAGGUGAUAUAGAGGAGCGGCCAUCCAUUUGUUACAGCUCUCGCCGCCCUCCCUUUUAUGCACUUUUUACAGAGGCUUGGAAUUGGCAAAAAAGACCGAACUUUCAAUUGUACUUCUGUAGCGUAAGCUUGUACCAAUAGGCGUGUACUAAUUUGUAUCAUCAUUCAUCCAUGGCAAGACAUUGUUAAACUCCUUUUCAUCAGUAAAUUAAUUUUUUGUUA